Molecule: messenger RNA, 2669 nt
Organism: Musca domestica (house fly)
Lineage: Eukaryota; Metazoa; Arthropoda; Insecta; Diptera; Muscidae
Exons: 2
Coding region: 350-2602 (750 amino acids)
Cellular component (GO): nucleus
Molecular function (GO): zinc ion binding; sequence-specific DNA binding
Source: RefSeq, a predicted model, not a curated record
AACAAUAGAGCUAUCGGUCAUUUUGUUUUGCCUUCUAAUUAGGUACGCGUUUUAUUUUGGUGUGACACAGAUGGACAUACGCUCGUCCAAAAUACGACUUUUGUCCUGGAAGGAAGGCAUUCUUCGCAGAAAUUGGACCAAAUCGGAGACUUCGAUCGUAUUAAUGAAGAUUUACGCUAUUUAAAUUCUUGUUGUGGCAUCCAGAAAGUGUAACUUUAUAUACCAAGUUCGGUGGAAAACAAUUUGUGAAGUUUGAAGUUUAUGCAUUUUUACCAAAUAUGACCGUAAAGUUGGAUUUGCCCCAAGUCCAUUGAGUGUUUUGUACGUUAAAAAGCAACAUAUUUAUAAAAUGCCUUCAUUUUGUGCAGUGGUGAAUUGCAAUGAUCGAUAUGGACAUUCAGAGAACAUAUCCUUUCACAAAUUUCCUCUUAAACGGAAGGAUUUGUUGGAACAAUGGGAGUCGUUUAUACAAAAGCAAAGAGGACCAGACUGGCGAGCCUCACGCUGGAGUUCUUUGUGUAGUCGUCAUUUUCGUGAGGACGACUUUCGAUCGUUUAACGAAAGAAAAACUCUUAAAAAGACUGCUGUACCCUCGGUCCUGGAUGUGGGAAAUUAUGUGGAAAGUCACAGUAGAAACAAACCGAUAUAUGAUGGAAACGUAUUAAAGGACAAAGAGAGCCAAAAGGACAAAGAGUUUAAAGAAAUCAUGGCCAUUAGAGAACAGCUGGAAGAUGUUGAAGCUGCAGCCAGCAGUAAUAUUGCCAAAACCAAUUGCCGUCUUUGUGGUGUCAGUUCAGUUCCAGUAGUUACAUUUGCUUCCAAUUAUGAGCUAUAUGGCAUGCUACAGAAAUGUUUUCCCACACUGAAUAUACAACAGGAUGAUGCCUUUCCCAAAGUGCUGUGUUCUGCCUGCUAUAAAAAUCUUCAACAUUUCUGUGAAUUUGUUGACAUUGUGUGGGCCGCUCAGACGGAGUUACAAAAGAAAUACAAACUGAAAGCCGUAGAGAAACCACCAUUAAAGAUCAAACAGGAGCCACUGGCAGUGCGGGUAAAGCAGGAAGUGGCUGAAGUGGGUUAUGACCAGCAGCAACAGGAACUUGGAGCCAACGAUGAAUAUGAUGUCAUGGCCGAUGGCCAACAUGAUGAAACCGAAGGCGGCGAAGCUGUAGACCAAAAAUAUGAAUUUUGUGAUUUUCCCAUUAACGAUUGUGACAUCAUGGAAAUCAUUAACCUCGACGACCCUUUUAUAAACAUACCCGAUGAUGACAACAAUACCAUUGUAAAUGAGAGUGAAGAAUCGCCGAAAAGAGUAAAUGAACAGCGUUCCAACCAUAUGCUAACUGCCCAUGAACUCCUGCAGGUGCAUUUAUUAAUGGACGAACAUAAUUAUGCCUAUGUGGAUACCGACGAUUUCAAAGAGGAACAACAAGUUUACAAGACCGAAAAAUCUGAUGGAGAUGAGAGAACUUUUACGGAGCAUCCAAACCUAAGCGACGACAAUAUUGUGCGACAAAAUGAGAACCUGUGUAAAGACCCGGCAUAUAAUUACAUAUCGGAUCCAUCAUAUUCAGAAACGAACUCUUUUGAAAAUCGCGCCUUGAAACCAAUUGUCACCUCCGUUAGUGCUAUACAACAGCCGACGAGUAAAGGAAAUGGUAUUGUGGUACUUAAUGAAAGUAUAGUCAAAUCUGGAGCUGGUGGCUGCCAGUUACAUGCCUGCAUGGUUUGCCAUUUGAAGUUUUUCUCUGUGGAAAAUCUUAAAGAGCACUAUACUCAAACACAUGGUACUCCCAUGGUUACAGUGCCGACCAGUAACAUAUUGGUGGAGAGAAAUAGCACGGAGAGUAAAUGUCACAUGAAAACGGAAGUAAUUGAGAAUUUAGAGUUAAGCAGUGCUAAGGAAGUCUAUGAACGUCCAGCUGAGAACUUGGAAAAACUGGCGAAGGAUAUCGUUGCUGAAACUAAUGAAAAUCCAAAAGGAAACACCAACGAGGAAGAAAACACAAAAAUGCUCAAAAAUAGCUUUAAGAUACGUCGCCGCGACGUAAGGGGAGAUAAUGUUACGCAAAUGAAACAAAGACAAACCAAUUAUCGACGUCGCAAUAUUGUCAAGAAGAAUCCACACAAAAUCUCUCUCAACACCAUGGCCAAUCAGUAUCAACAAUUGCGAAAGCUCUAUCAAACCUUGCAAAAGAAGUGUUUAAAUUUAGAACAGAAUGUUGAACAAUUACAGUUGCAACCUACAAAGAAAUAUAGCCGGACCAUUAAGGAUAGACGAAAACCUAAAAUUGCAGCAAAUUCUGAUGCAAGCACUGAAAAUAAAAAUUUCACAUGUCCGGUGUGUUCGAAAUUUUUUCCGAAUGCCAACAGUUUACGCCAACACAGCAUAACACAUACCGAAGAAAGGAAACACAUUUGCAGUUUAUGUCAGCGAUGCUUUAAACGUCGCAACGGUCUGCUACAGCAUCUGAAAGGGUUCCAUCUACAAGUGAAGCCCUUUACCUGUCAAGUUUGCAAACAUAGUUAUGCCCUGAAAUGUGAUAUGUUGCGUUGCAAACAUUCCGCAUUAAAGGCCAGUGUCGUAUUUAAUAAGUGUUCAUAAGAUUAGCCCUGGGUUGAUCUGAAUAAAAAUAGAAUUAAAUAAAUUUUUUUGUGAUUUGGAACUUUUA